GAUCCUUGAACUAGGCGUGGCCCGAACCAACAAAAAUAUCCCAGAUGACCAGAUGUGCGUCGGAAGAGAAACAGCAUGGGCAGGGACCGACGAUCGGAAUUUCACGGGAAAGUUUUCCCCUUGCUUAGCUGCGCCUAGCAGUGAGCCCAAAUUAAAAAGCAUGAAGAGCUGAUAUAAUGCAGAAGGCGCCUAAAGUCUACACAGAAGGCAAAUAUGAAAAAACUGAGAUAUCCCGACGAUUGUAUCGGAGUGCCUCAGAGGCGGUGCGCAAGCUGGAGGAGCAGCUGCGCAAUGCUACAUCCGCCAGGGCCCGCAUGGCUCCAGAGGUGACACUGCUCAGGACAAGGGUGAAGGAAUACUGCGAGCGGCUGCUGUUUGCUGCUCCCUUGGAGUAUGGCCGUCAGGCGGAAGAACUCACCUGGCGCAAGGUCUACUAUGAGGCCGUGCAGCAGUUCAAGGCCCCCAAGAGGGGGGUGCAGGGCAAUGGAGAGGGAGAGAGGGUGAAGGAUGAUGAGGAAGAGGAGGCCGUCCUCAGCCUGCGAGCCCACCUGACGUCCGGGCUGGGCCACUACCACCACCUGCUGAUCAGGCUGCAGGCAGAGUACCGGCUUGACUUGGAAAGCUCGGUGGACGUGCCCCUCCGCUGGUCACACCGGGGGCUGCCCAGGGGGCGCCUGUCGCAGCGUCGUCAGCAGCCGCCACACCACGGCCACGACGCAUCGGGGCAGCACGAGGAGUCCCUGGUGUUGUGGGCCCGCCAGGCAUGCCACCGCCUGCUCCUCUGUCUCGGAGACCUGGCGCGGUACCUGAGCGAGCUGGGAGCCCCGGGCAGCGGAGAGAGGGAGCGGUGGGCCUUGCUCUCCCAGCGCUACUACUGGCAGGCACUGGGACUGGACCCGGAGGCUGGCAUGCCCCACAACCAGCUGGGCACGCUGGCAGGUUGUGCCCACGUGGGUUGCAACGCCGCCUAUCACUACCUGCGCUGCCUGCAGAGUGGGCAGCCGUUCGAUGGGGCCCAGGGAAAUCUGCUGCGUCUGCUGGACAAGAACAGUCGUCUGCUCCUCGAAGCACCUCACGGCGGGAAUAACCACCUGUUCCACUUUUCCACCCACUUCCUGAAGCUGUGCGAGCAUCUGUACACUUCCACCGACACCAAUGGCAUCCAGGCGCUGUGCGAAGAGACCUUGGCCCAGCUGUCUGCCCUGCUGGCAGAGCCGGAAAUGCCCACGGCCGACCUGGUCUUCCGAGCCGCCGUCAUGGCCAUGCUGUGCACUGAGAAACUGCGUAAAUCAGGACCCCACCCACUGAGCAGUGCGGCGGCCGCCUUCACUCUGUCACUGUUCUCGCACGUGCUGGCGGCUUGCAGUCGGCGCCUGGCCCCUCCCGCCACCGACGGACACGAGGACCCUGUGGCCCCCUUGUCCCUCCGGGGCCCCGACGCCGCCCAACCAGACGGUGUCGCCGACCCAAACAGCGGCCCCGACUCGGGGGAAGGCAGCGGCUGCGGCAGUCCCUUGUGUCUCGUGCCCCCUCCGGGAGAAAAACUUAAACCGGAAACGGAACAGCAGUCGGUGCAGCAGUCCAGGCCUACGAAAGAGAGCCGCCACCGGAUGACGUGCAGUCCGAGUACGAGCACCGACGAAGGCAGCACCCACGAAUCCUCCGACCAUUCGAGUCCCACCGAUCCCUGGAGCAGCCAUCCAGACUCCGAAGAAGGCGAAAGUCCUCUGGGCACUGCCACCAAUGACAGCGGUGGCGACCCGGUGCGUGGCUCUGGCCGGGAGCUCCUGUUGCAGCUGGGUGGCGAGGGACUGCUUCCCUGCAUCAAGGUGCUGUGCGACUGGCUGCGAGGUCACGCCGAGUUCAUGGGGCCCUGCGCUCAGGCUGCGGGUCCGCUGUGGCUCCACCUGGCAACACUGCUGAAUGUGCUGCAGAGAUUUGAAGAGCUGGUGCUUGCCACCACCGACGGCCGGCAGGCCAUGGACCGGUGCUCGGACAUGGGGGCCCCCCGCGGCCCCGUGGGACUACCCGGCGACAACUGGGGUCAGGGACCCCCCCUGGCCGAAGACAUCUGCCUCAGGGGCACUGUCGCACUGGCCAGGGCACACGCUGCGGUGGACUGGGCACUGCAGCCACCCUCCAGCCAAGCACUUCAGGCCUGGCUGCGGCUGGAGUGCAUUCUGCAGUUUGGCCAGUGGGCAGCCAACAAGCCAGGGUCCGGACUCCGCUACUGCCCGGAGGAGCGCCGCUUCCGGCCCACAGCAGUGUCCGCCAACGGCACAGUCUCGCCAGGCCCCAUCCUCGGAGGCCGGAGCGAGAGCCCCGAGGAGAGCGAGCGCAAGCGAGUGAUGCGCAGCAUGGCCCACCUGUGGCUGGAGCAAGAGGUGCGGGACCUGGAGGGCCAGGUGGGGGCCCUGGCGCCCCCGUUCCUGGUGCCCCACACCAGGGUGCUCUGCUCCCAGCUGGCACACGUCAGGCGGCUGGUGGCCACCAGGCGCUUCGUGCUCGUCGUGCCCUCCCACGUGAUCUCGAGUCUGGACUUGCUCAAGCGGGAAAGCGUGGGUGCCCGCGAAUCCAUCCGCUGGCUGGAGGGAGAGCUCCGCAGAGGGAGCAGAUAUGUGCGCUCGCAGAAGAGCCACGAGCGCCUUUCCCUGUCCCCGAUGAAGUACCCUAAGCGCAAGGACAAAGAAGCCUGGGAGCUGUUCCAGAUCCUGGAGUGCUGCCACCACCUGGAGAAGCAGUGUCCCAGGGGAGGGGGCCAGCACCCGCCGGGCAGGGUCAUGGUGACCCUGCUGACCCACGGAGAGCACGGUCUGCCCCACAAUGCGGCCGCUCUGGCACGUUCAGCCGGCAUCAGUAUGGAGGACAUCGAGGCGUUUGUCUCCAAGUGGCAGACAACUCCACCGCCAGCCAGAACACAGCCAGGCUGAGGGCCCGGGCACAAGAGAGAUGCCUCACCACAAGUUGCCGGAACUCCUCCUGUCGACAAGAAGCUAGUCUUGGAAGGGCAUUGGGCUGAAGGCAUGCGGCAACGAAGCGGGCCACUGCGGCCCCUGUCUCCUUGGCACGGUGCCUGGGUCGAGCACGGGCUACGUUUACACGAAUGUGAUAGCAGCAGGUCGAAUUAGGCGAAAGGAAGUUAUAGAGGAUGGUCGUCACGCAUGAUUGGGUGGAAUCCAGUGCCGUUGCUUUCGCGUGAACGCCGCCGAAAAUCCAUCCGCUGCAGAAGAUCGGCCGAUCCAAAAGGGAGACAUCUCGGCAGACGAGCUGUAUCGUCGGUAGUUCCGCGUCCUCAGUUGGCACAUUAGACUUGAUUUGGCAUGGUUGUGAGGAAGACGUGCAAGCAGCGAUGCAGGUGUGGGUGUCUGAGUGUGUGUCCUGUUGUCUGUGCAAAAUGUCAUCUUUCAUUCCUUUUUUUUUUUUUUUACUUUUUUCUAUUUGUUUUUUUAUUUGUGAGCUAGUCCUUCAGAGCACAAUGGAAGCUUUGGUAUGGCACCUUGCACCAAAAAUCUAUGCAUAGGGCUUGUCUGUUGGAUUAAUGUAGGGCAGUGUUUCUUUUUUUUUUUUUUUUUUUUUAGAAUGCACAUAGUCAACGAACUGGGCCCACACAUUUCCAGCGAGUUAAGCUGGCUUUUGUUUGGUGAUUGCUUAUGUGCCAUUAAUAAAUUGUGAUUGUUUUAAAAUAAAGGAAAUAUUUUUUAGGGUAUUCCUCCCAAUGCAUACUUGCUCU
This is a messenger RNA of Ixodes scapularis (black-legged tick), 3730 nucleotides long. RefSeq names its product protein SMG5 (gene Smg5). Gene Ontology annotation, cellular component: telomerase holoenzyme complex. Lineage: Eukaryota; Metazoa; Arthropoda; Arachnida; Ixodida; Ixodidae. The transcript has 21 exons. Gene Ontology annotation, biological process: nuclear-transcribed mRNA catabolic process, nonsense-mediated decay. Bases 177 to 2930 code for a protein of 917 amino acids. The record is from RefSeq and is a predicted model, not a curated record. Gene Ontology annotation, molecular function: telomerase RNA binding; protein binding; telomeric repeat DNA binding.